AUAACACAAUGCGAAAAAUAAUCUUCUUUUGUGCUUUAACACUACCAUUAUCAUGGUCAAAACCCAGCAAGACAUCCUUUCAGCUCAUCCAGGAGAUAAAUUCCCGACAAACAUCCUGGAAAGCUGGACUUAACUCCCUUAAAAACAUCAAAUCCCGCCUGGGCUUUUUGGGACUUCACCCAGAUUCCGACUACAAAAUUGCAACCAAACACCACAAAAUCGACCAAACGUCAAUUCCGGAGACUUUCGAUGCUCGGGAUAAAUGGCCCGAAUGCAAAGACUUCAUCGGGAAUAUACGGGAUCAAGGAGCUUGCGGCUCGUGCUGGGCGUUUGCUUCAACCGAAGUUAUGUCAGACCGGUUAUGCAUUGUGACCAAUGGCGAAACAAAAUUUGAGUUUUCCCCCGAAAAUCUACUGACAUGUUGUGAGAUUUGUCGUUAUAACUGUGUUGGGGGGUACACAGCACAAGCGUGGAAUUUUCUUAUCAAUGAGGGAAUUGUAUCUGGGGGUGAUUACAACUCAAGCGAAGGUUGCCAACCUUACUCCGAAUCAGCUUUCAAAAACGGUGUCGUUCCCAAAUGUGUCAAAACUUGUCAAAAUAACAACUAUGACGUAAAAUAUAACGAUGAUAAGCAUUACGGUGACAGUUUUUACACACUUGAGACAAAUGUCAGUCAAAUACAAGUGGAAAUUAUGACAAAUGGACCAGUAAUGGCGACGUUUAACGUUUUUGAGGAUUUUGUAUACUACCAAGAUGGUGUUUUUAAUCAACGCAACUAUGUUGCAUUCUGGUCAAUUUUUUUAUUUUUAGGUGUUUAUUAUCACGUAAGCGGUGAAAUGAUUGCACGACAUGUUGUCAAAGUUAUAGGGUGGGGGACAGAAAACGGCGUUCCUUAUUGGUUGAUUGCUAAUUCGUGGGGAACAUGGUGGGGGAAGUUAGAGGGAUUUGUUAAAAUAAGGCAGGAGACGAAUGAAUGUGCGAUUGAACAAGAAAUGGCGGCGGGGGAGGUGCAUAUUGGAAAUAAAAAAUCGACAACAGGAUAAAAAGGGUGGAGUUAAGGGCUGUCUUAGUGAUAAGGUUAUUUUUAUCAUAUGUUGAAACGAUAAAUACAAUAUAAAAAUACAAAGUGAUUUUAAAAAACUGAUUAAAAAAAUGUUUAGUGAACCUCUUAGGCAACCAUAUAUACACAUACCAAGUUUUUAUUUUUAUAACCAAAUUGAAAUAUGAUUUAUUUAUAAUAGAAACAAUACGUAAACCCACGACAUCAUGAACAUGAGUAUUUUUAUUGCAAUUAUUGGAAAACGUCAACAAAUUCGCUUUGAUCGACACUCGAACGCACAAUUGUUGAGGUUAUGUUCAAAUUUCAAACCAAACAAUUUGUGAGUUUAUUUUUUUACAAAAAUGAGUGCAGAUCGCCAAAGCUUGGCUAAAAAACUCCUACUAGCGCCUUGUGCAACACUUCAAAUCGUUACGAAUUGAAACCAUCGAUCGCUUCAGGAGAAUGAGUCACGACGAUCUAACAUACGAGAAUUUAACUGAAAUAAAAAAAUGUAUUUUGUCAACUUUAGACACCAAAG
Molecule: messenger RNA, 1577 nt
Organism: Tribolium madens (black flour beetle)
Lineage: Eukaryota; Metazoa; Arthropoda; Insecta; Coleoptera; Tenebrionidae
Product: cathepsin B-like cysteine proteinase 4
Exons: 4
Coding region: 9-1043 (344 amino acids)
Cellular component (GO): lysosome
Molecular function (GO): cysteine-type endopeptidase activity
Source: RefSeq, a predicted model, not a curated record